Messenger RNA from Tachysurus vachellii, 3586 nucleotides. RefSeq names its product ligand dependent nuclear receptor interacting factor 1 (gene lrif1). Gene Ontology annotation, molecular function: DNA binding; nuclear retinoic acid receptor binding. The record is from RefSeq and is a predicted model, not a curated record. The transcript has 4 exons. Bases 135 to 3059 code for a protein of 974 amino acids. Gene Ontology annotation, biological process: regulation of DNA-templated transcription. NCBI's taxonomy places the organism in Eukaryota, Metazoa, Chordata, Actinopteri, Siluriformes, Bagridae.
CAAUGCUAAACGAACGAAUCACUCUCCAAGACGACUCGAUGUUCUUGAGUCAUGGGAAAGAUUCGUUCAAAAUGAACGACAAAUAACUAGUGAGGAGCAGAGAACAGACUUGAGGAUUUUAACACAUCAGGAGAAUGAGCAUGAAGAAAAAGAGCGAUGUUUGGACUCAUUUCGUUGGAUUUUCAAACAGUGACGCAAAAUGCAACAUCUGCAAAAAAACUAUUUCCACUAAAGGAGGAAGCACAUCGAAUUUAAGAAGGCACCUUAAAUCCACACAUCCAUCUGUGCUGUUAGAGCAGUUUAGAACAGAGGGUGAAGAUGGUGGCUCUUCUGCUUCUACAGCCGGUGAUUCGACUGCUUCGACCAGCACGCCAGCAGCAGCCGCCAGAACCAUCCAAGGACCAGUCAGGCGAGAGAGUGGUACAGGAGUUUACUACCAGGCAAUGCCUGCAGUGGGACCUGAUGGGAAAAAUGUGAUGAAGUUGAUUCCAGUCAAGAAAGUGAAUGGGAACUUUGUUCGCACACAGGUUCCACCUUCAAGAAAUGUUAGUCUACCUGCUCACGCAUCUCCUGUGCCUUCACCCCAGAACAGAGUCCCAACACUUCAGCCAACAGCAGAUGGACGAUUAUUUUUAAAAACCCUGCUAGAUGUGGAUACAGUUAUUAGUUCAGUAAAAUGUCAGCAAAAAGGACCUAAUGCCUUAUUACAAUCUUCUACCAACAAAGUACAUGUCCCUCUAAUUACACAGAGCAUAGCACAAAGCACAUUGCCACCAUCUGUUCCACUUAAUAACAAGGCUGUAAUUGUUACCAAAAGUCCACAGCUGUCAAACACUGGGAACCUGCCUGCACUUCAGCAUGGACAUUACCUUCAGAUCCCAUCUAAUGCCACGGUUCGAACGAUCCCUGCCUCUGCACUCCCAUCCUCUAUCAAAAAUCAAAUAUGUUACUCCCCAAAUGACUCUAACCCUGUACAGGGUUUACCAACGGUUUUGUAUGUGUCUCCGGUCAGCUCUCUGAAAUUAGACCAACAAGUGCCAUGUGUCACAAACCCCAGUGAGCUUCCCCAGACUUGCAACACUGCAAGUGUUGUGAAAAGCCCAGAAGAAUCUUCUGGGAACAGUCAAGGGGGCACUACUCUAAUGAAAUGGGUGGUUGAACAGAGGGCAGGAAGCAGUGCUCCAUACCUCAUACCUGUGAUGUCACCUAGCAUGUCCUCAGACAUCUUAAAAGCAAUCAAGCAUAUUGAAUCAUCUAGGAUUUCAAACCCAGUUGCUAACGAACAGGUGUCUUCUGACAUCAGUAAAGAAGCAGUUACUCCAGAGUAUGACAAUGCUCUUGUGAUGUGCAACAGUAAAGUGUACUUGGUGUCUAAAAGAAAAUCUGAAGUCACUAAAGAUAUGAUUAUUAAUGCAGAAGGCAAGAUGCAACCCAGAAAAUCUGCCCAGCCCCCUACUACUGCAUCAGGUCCAUCUACUUCAAACAUGAGUGAAAAGCAAGACCAGCAAAGUCCGGUAAACGACAACAAGCUCAGUAAUAUCAUUGAUUUGUGUGAUGAUGAUGAGGAGACUUCAACUUCAUCUGGGAGGUUAAUUAAACCAAGUGAUACAGUAAGUGAGCAUGAUGAAGAUUCUAAUGUGAUUUUUGUGUCAUACAUUCCACCAAAGUCAUCAGAGACGGAGACCAGCAAGGAAGUCACAGAGACAACAUCUCCGACCAGUUGUGUAAAAGAUGCAGACGACACAAAAUUAGACACAGAGAGCAUGGAGAGUGGCAGCGAAGUGACCAGUAGCUGUAUUGCUGAAGUGGAUGUGAGUAAAUGUGAAGCUGUGCAAGUGAAUGGAGCUGUUCUUGAAGGCAAAGAAGCGUUGUCAGAAAAACUGGGAGCAGUUUGUGAUCAGCAAACUGAUGUUACUGAAAAGCAGUCUUUUGAGGAAAUUGUCCCAGACCAAAUAUAUCAGCCUAAGAGUGAUUCUGAACUCAGACGGACUUUUGGGAUUACUUCUGAUUUGAGUGUUUCCUUACAAAAGAUAGAGGAGUCUAAGGAGUCAUGGGAACAGGAAGGACACCCACAGAGCAAGAAAAGGUUAAUUAACAAACGCACAUUAGAAGGCAUCCGUAAACUGAUUCGCGACUCGAAGAUCGAGACAAAAAUCAAACAACUGAUUCAGACACAGGCGCCAAAACCUGAGAAGACUGGCAAAAGAAAACGACUGCAGAUGAAUGGAGGAAAAUGUGGCUCAGAUACCAUUUCAUCAAUUGAUGCACAUUUGUCAGCUCUAUCUAAUGUUUUAGUAGAAUGUGACUAUGAGCUUCAAAGUGCAUCAAAAAUGUUUCAGACCUGUCAGGCUGGAGAGGAAGAAACACCAUCCACUAGUGAUGCCACCCCCAAUCUCCACAGUUCCCCUUCCUUGGUUGAACCUGUACAAACUCAUACUGCCAAGUGUCAAAGCGACAGUCCAGACUGUUGUUCAGGCUUACGGAAAACUCUGCCUCGUUCAAGCAAGGGGUGUGGGAGAGUCUGCACCGCAUGUCCUUGUGGAACUAAGGUAGGAGGAGUGGCUGGAAAUUCAGCAUAUAAACCACGAGAGAAGUCAAAUCCUUCUUCUAGCGUUAAUUCAUCUAAUAAUGCUUUAACUGAAUCAAACAGAGAUGGGACUCCAGUCGAUGAAGUAUUGGCAGGUUCGGUUUCAUGCUCAAUAAGCUGCAGCAGUGCAUUCCAAAAUUCAGGAGACAAAACAACACAUGGCAGCCAAUCACAACCAGCAACAGAAAUAUGCAGCAGCCGUUCUGGGUGCAACCAAGAUAAGACCAGUUAUAAAUCAACAGGCAGUCAGUUAGAAACAGGCAAUCAGAAACCAAACAAACUGGAUGAGGUGAACACAUUUUCUUCUUCAGUUCCACACUUAUCUUAUUCAAGCUACAAAAUACCAAGUGAACUGUAUUCCUCUGUACUGCUGGAACCUGAGGAGAUCAAACGACAAGAGAGAAUCAAACGGCUUAAAGACCUUCUGCAGGAGAAAGAGGCUGCACUCGAGAAGUUAAGGAAGAGCAUGUGAGAGUGACAUGAAUCUCCAUUUACGUUUGGCGGCAAGCUAUCAGUGGAGAAGUUCUCAGUAUACGUAAAUGAAAAUUGUUGAAAGGCAGAAUCUGGUUAAUCAUACUUACGUUCCUUGCAUUAUUGUACAUUGUACUGCAUUGUACAUAUGUUUCUUUGAAUGUCCAUAUGUGUUGCUAUCUUUACCCUUCUCUGUAAGUUUUAUACUUAAACGUGUCUUGUAACGACUUUGGUUAUUUCAAAGUUAUUAUAAGAUUUCAAAAGACCUGUACAGCUUUGUGAUCUAAACACUUUAUAUGCACAUUUCUGAAGACUUGUAUACAGAUCCUCAGUAUAUUUCAUUUAGCAGGAAAUAAGAAUUGCAAACAUAUCAUUUUUGCUUAACAGCAGCAAAGCUCAUUUCAAAGUGAACAUAAUUCAGUGUUUUUGUUCAUGCAGAGUUUGAUAUUUGGGAUUAUUCUAUAGCUUCAUUACAUCCUCCUUAAAACCUUAAUUAAACUCUGUUUUACAUCUGUGUGAGAGGUUUUA